GUGAAAUCUAGAUGAAAAGUUCAUACGAACAACUAUCUGAUUCAGUCCCACAGCACUGGAACCACGAGGCUAUACCAAUGUAUACCUAUCAACUGCAUUGCAAUAUCGGGCCAUCCCGUCUGGUACUAAACCUCUCGGUGCAUUGCUACUCUGUUAUCCCAUGGUAGAGCAGCAGUCAGACUGUCCUAAUCACGACAACUAAAAUCGUCGCGCCAUCUUUCUCCGGUAUCUCAAACAAGCAUCUCCAGUAAGAGUCCUCUGUACGCGUGAUUUUAUACUCGCGAUAACAUGUCCAGCAAGACAAGCCUUUGCAAGUAGAACUAGCUGUUUGCGUCGCGAUGCUGGUUAUACAUCAAAGUCCUACGUACUUCCUUUUACUAAUCAUUGCCAGGCUGGUUCCCGCCACCAGGUCGUUGUUACUGCCCGUCUGUCACUCUUCUAGGUGCGAAGCAGCUUGGCGUGCUCGGCUUUCGUCGUGGCGUCCCCUGCGAUGUGUGCUACACCCAAAAGUUCCAUUAGAGCAUAUAUUUCAAGCCCAACACCCUGCUUGUGCGUGUCUCUAACUAUUCUCUUUGGCUUCUUUCGUGGCCAGACUUGAGAUACCUUCGGUAUACGGCAAGCUAUCAAAUGAUCCUUUCAUUGACUUCUCUUUGGUUGUGACAGGGACGGAUUUGGUCAGAAAACCCAGCAGUAUGCCAGUGCCCAUACUGUCAACUGGAUGAGUUCUCAGAUAAUCUUUAAAUUGGAAGUGAUAGCUUAUUUAUUUCUCUCAUGCGAC
Molecule: messenger RNA, 778 nt
Organism: Pseudomassariella vexata
Lineage: Eukaryota; Fungi; Ascomycota; Sordariomycetes; Amphisphaeriales; Pseudomassariaceae
Exons: 1
Coding region: 339-563 (74 amino acids)
Source: RefSeq, a predicted model, not a curated record